Messenger RNA from Chinchilla lanigera (long-tailed chinchilla), 975 nucleotides. Its product is annotated as olfactory receptor 51D1. Gene Ontology annotation, biological process: G protein-coupled receptor signaling pathway. Gene Ontology annotation, cellular component: membrane. The coding region runs from base 1 to 975 and encodes 324 amino acids. The transcript has a single exon. The record is from RefSeq and is a predicted model, not a curated record. Lineage: Eukaryota; Metazoa; Chordata; Mammalia; Rodentia; Chinchillidae. Gene Ontology annotation, molecular function: G protein-coupled receptor activity; olfactory receptor activity.
AUGCGGAAAUCACAACUCUUGGUCCCUAUCAUGGCCACUCCAAAUGGAACACUGGUCCACCCAGCCCAUUUCCUGCUGGUGGGUAUCCCUGGUCUGGGGCCUAACAUACACUUUUGGUUGGCUUUCCCACUGUGUUUUAUGUAUGCCUUGGCCACUCUGGGAAACCUGGCCAUCGUUCUCAUCAUUCGUGUGGAGAGGCGUCUGCAUGAGCCCAUGUAUCUCUUCCUGGCCAUGCUUUCCACCAUUGACCUCGUCCUCUCCUCGGUCACCAUGCCCAAGGUGGUCAGCCUUUUCCUAAUGGGCAUCCGGGAGAUUGAGUUCAAUGCUUGUCUGGCCCAGAUGUUCCUUAUCCAUGCUUUGUCAGCCAUGGAGUCGGCUGUCCUAUUGGCUAUGGCUUUUGACCGCUUUGUGGCCAUAUGCCACCCACUACGCCAUGCUUCUGUGCUCACGGGGCCUGUUGUAGUCAAGAUUGGACUGGCUGCCUUGAUCAGAGGAUUUGUGUUCUUCUUCCCACUGCCCUUCCUCCUGAAGCGGCUGUCAUACUGCCGAACACAUACUGUCACACACUCCUUCUGUCUGCACCAAGAUAUUAUGAAGCUGUCCUGUACUGACACCAUAGUCAAUGUGGUUUAUGGACUCUUUAUCAUCCUUUCAGUAAUGGGUGUGGACUCCCUCUUCAUUGGAUUCUCCUAUAUCCUCAUCUUGCGGGCUGUGUUGGAGCUCUCCUCUCGAGGGGAAGCACUUAAAGCCUUCAAUACCUGCAUCUCCCAUCUCUGUGCUGUCCUGGUCUUCUAUGUGCCACUCAUUGGGCUCUCAGUUGUACACAGGCUGGGUGGUCCCACUUCCUUGCUCCAUGUGCUCAUGGCUGAUAUCUAUCUACUGCUGCCACCUGUAGUCAACCCCAUUGUCUAUGGAGCCAAGACCAAGGAGAUCCGCUCAAGAGUCAUCCAUAUAUUCUCACGGGGUGACAGGUGA